Schistocerca gregaria is the source of this 13181-nucleotide messenger RNA. Its product is annotated as Y+L amino acid transporter 2-like. The transcript has 12 exons. The record is from RefSeq and is a predicted model, not a curated record. The coding region runs from base 397 to 1878 and encodes 493 amino acids. Gene Ontology annotation, biological process: amino acid transmembrane transport. Gene Ontology annotation, cellular component: membrane. Gene Ontology annotation, molecular function: L-amino acid transmembrane transporter activity. NCBI's taxonomy places the organism in Eukaryota, Metazoa, Arthropoda, Insecta, Orthoptera, Acrididae.
AAUUUGAAACACGUGCGUGCGGGUUCAAGAAAGGUUAUGUGUGUUAAUUAAAAUGCCCUUUCUUUUAUUAAUCGCCGUUCCUAUUGUUCCUUUCUCAUCCAUAUAUGAAGCGCUCUAUGUUCACUUCCGAACUGGCCUCAAUUCGUGCAUCUCUUAGUAAUUGUGUGCUUGUCUCGAAGAAUUUGUUUUGGAAAUUUGGCUGAUGCAAUACACGCCAAAUUUGCAGUGAUGCACAAGUGCAUUGUGGUGUAAAGCAUAGCGCUGUAACCGAUUAUGUCAUCGUACUUUUAAGGCGGCAAAUCUAAACGCUCAGAAUUCCCAUUGAUAUAACUACCAAGUGCUGUACAACUUGCUUGUCCUGCAAUAGCUGAGCAAAAACGCAUCCAGUGAGGGAAGAUGACUACCACGCCGAUGCUGAACUCCCCCGUGGAGGUGGGUGCCACGACACCUGUCGGUGGGCAGAAACCGGAAGUCCACGAAAACGUCCACCUCAAGAAGCAGCUGGGGCUCCUCGAGGGAGUCGCCAUCAUCCUGGGAAUCAUUUUUGGUUCGGGGAUAUUCAUCUCCCCAAAGGGUGUGAUCCAGGACAUGGGCUCUGUUGGUGGCUCGCUGAUCGUCUGGACCCUGUGUGGUCUCCUGUCAAUGAUCGGAGCUCUCUGCUACGCAGAACUCGGGACAUCUAUCCCCAAGUCUGGUGGCGAUUAUGCUUAUAUUCACGAAGCAUUUGGCCCACUGCCGGCGUUCUUGUAUCUCUGGGAUGCGAUUUUAAUUUUUGUGCCUACAACAAAUGCCAUCAUGGGUCUGACAUUUGCAAGUUACGCCAUUCAGCCAUUUUUCCCAAACUGCUCAGUACCUGAUGCUGCAGUUAGAAUGAUUGCAGCUGUCACCAUAUGUUUCCUGACGUUCAUGAACUGUUACGAUGUCCGCAAGACUAGUCGAAUGCAAAACCUGUUUAUGUUCACUAAGAUUUUGGCACUAGUACUUAUUAUCAUUGCAGGGUUGGCCUAUCUUUUUAUGGGCAACACUGAAAAUUUCAAUAAUCCCUUUGAAGGUUCCCACUCGGAUCCGGGCAGGAUUGCUGUGUCCAUUUAUUCUGGUAUAUUUUCCUACUCUGGAUGGAAUUACUUAAACUUCAUGACUGAAGAGCUGAAGAAUCCUUAUGUUAAUUUGCCACGAGCUAUUUACAUAUCCAUCCCGCUGGUGACAUUCAUUUAUGUGCUCGCCAAUGUGGCGUACCUCGCAGUCCUCACUCCGAUAGCGAUGAUCUCUUCCGACGCCAUUGCCGUCACAUUUGCGGACAAAGUCCUGGGACCGAUGUCGUGGAGCAUGCCCCUGCUGGUUGCGCUGUCUGCAUUCGGGGGCCUCAGCGUCCACAUCAUGACGUCCUCCAGGAUGUGCUUUGUCGGUGCCCGGUACGGACACUUCCCGGCCAUGCUGUCUCACAUCAAUGUCCAGCGCCUCACCCCGACCCCUUCUCUAGUCUUCCUGAAUCUACUUUCUCUCAUCAUGCUGUGCACGAGUGAUGUUCACGUACUUAUAACGUACUCGAGCUUCGUCGAGUCGUUCUUCAUCAUGUUAUCGGUUGCUGGAAUACUGUGGUUGCGCUGGAAGAGGCCCGAAAUGGACAGACCAAUUAAGGUGGCGUUAUGGAUACCCAUAACUUUUGUGCUGAUAUGCGCUUUCCUAGUCUUCGUGCCAUUCUACGAGCGCCCGUACGAGGUGGGUAUGGGCGUGUUGAUAACAGUGACGGGUGUGCCAGUGUACUACAUGGGGGUGGUCUGGCAGGACAAGCCUGCUUGGUUCCUCAGUGGCCUCGACAAACUGACCUGCAGUGUCCAGAAAUUAUUCCUGUCUGCCAAAGAAGAGAAAGAAGACUAAUUCCAUGCUGCAGAAAACCAAGGAAUUAUAGUGUUAAAUUAUAAGUAGUUUAAAAAUUGAGCUUGGCAAGUACUUUUUUUGUAUUGCUUGGUUUAUGCUGGAGAUUGACAGCCAGGUGGUAGGAGGUGUUUGUCAGACAAUGUAUCAGACGGAAGUUAAGAAGUGCUAUAUUGCAGUGUGUUACCUAAUUUAAUUUAGUCAGUGUAAUAUUUCAGAUUUUAAGUUUUAUGUAUUUGUCUUCGCUGUGCGAGGGUAUUGCGUGAUUGAUCAUUAACUACCGAGUGCGGCAUCACAACUUUGUUUUACCAAAAAAUAAGAAUCUGAUUUUUUCUGAUUCUCUCAAAAAUUGUAGCAUUUCUCCUCAAAAAAAGGCACUUCUCAUUACAGAACAUUUUGACUUCGUAGUAGGAGCAUAUAUUACAACUUUAUGGGUCAAUUUUGCCUCUGUUUUGGAUGAUCUGAUAUUCAUUUAAAUUAGUUUGUUCUAUUGUUUACAGUAAUAUUUGUAUGGAUGUGACACAUACCAUCAUUUAGUAUUAAGCCCAUUUUAGUGAUGAGUGGACAGUAUUUUUCAUGCAAAACUGUAAAUUAUAUUUUCAUUUUAAUGUAGUUUGUUGUAUUAUUAGUCUUACGUGUUUUCAGUUGUAUGGUGAACUUAUGAUCUUAAUAUUAUUUUUGUGUCAGCAGACCGCUGCUGUUGGUCUGGGAAAAAAUAAUACCUUGAACCAAUGUAAGCAAGAAGGCAUUAAGUAUGUGUGAUGUGUUACUCUAAAAAAAUGCUCAUUGUACAAAAAGCUAUGACAUACUACCUUUUUUAUGUUGACAAUUCAGAAAUUAAGUUACACUUUUAAAAGUAAUAUUGUACUAUAACAAUUUUAUCAAUGAAUUGGAAAACUAAGUUUUAAUGGCUGAAAGUCUUUCUUCAAAGUGCUGCCCUUGAGAUCUUACAUUGAAAUGGAUAGCUGUUGUUUUUGCCAUAAAAUAAUAUCCACUGUCUCUGACUCAGAAAUGCAACAUCUUGUCAUCUUCCCUGACAGAACUUACUUUGCAGCAGGAUGCAUGCUAUUUUGAAACUGUUUCAGGAAGUAAUGCUUUCUCAGCUGCAGUUGACUUAUUUAUUCCAUCAUAAACAGUUAUGAUCCCAUCAUCCAGGCUUGAAAACUGUAAGGAGGUCACAAAAUUUGGAACUGAAUGACAGAAUUAAAUGUGUGCGUGGAAACCAAAUCAUAAGUUUCCAUCAUAUUAACUCUCAAAUGAAUGGUUAGCUCACAUCUAAAAUGAUAUUAUGAGAAAAUAAAUAGUCGGCUACAGCUGUGGACAUUUAUAUCAUGAAAUAAUAAUAUCAGUGUGGAAUCAUGAUUAUUUUCUUUACAAAGUGGGCAUCAUCAUGAAAUUGACUCACAGAUUUCGAUGUGCCAAACUGGCUCUGAAACUUGGAUUUAUGAAUUUCGUGAACAACGAUUCUAGUUGCUAACUUAUCCUCAAACAACUUAUGAUAGAGCUGAAGGCUUCAGACAGUUUCAGAGUUUAGGGCUUGGAUGUUCAGCUAGUAAGAGCCAUUACCAACAAAAGACUUAGCUCUGAGAUUGAUUCUCGGUCUAGCACACAGUUUUAAUCUUCUUUACUUUGAUGGUAGGUUUUCGUGUUUCCAUUUUUGUGCACUUGUUUAUACUCCUAAUUUUCAGUUUUAUUUCCUUUGCUACCACACUCUUCGGUAACAAUGUGUUUUCAGAAUGGAUAUUCUUAGCUGAAAAAAAAAUACCAGGACAAAAUACAUAGCCUGUUUGCAAACUUUGUUUGGUUCAGUGUCUGAGUGACUUCUAAAUUUGCCCUCCCUGUUCAUGUAUGCCCUUGUGGAAUUUGUGAUCAAUAAAAAGAACUGCUCUCUCUCUCUCUCUCUCUCUCUCUCUCUCUCUCUCUCUCUCUCUCUCUCUCUCUCUUUCUCUUUCUCUUUCUCCCUGAGAACACUUUCCGGAGCAUCGUACAGAAAGGUACAUGCUACUCUGCAAAUUCCUUUUUUAAUAGGUGUCCAUCAUAAGUGGAAAACUUCAAACAAUAAGUGAAGUUUUAAAAUUGUAUGGUGAAAGCGUUCGGUGUGGAAACCUGCUUAUAUUUUGUACAGAAGUUGCACCCAGUAAUAGGGAGAAAUUCCUUGUAAUGUAGUACUCAUACAUAUGUAUUAUGCAAAAUAUAUAAGUUAACUCAUAAGGUGGUCAUACUUUAAAUUCUUCAGUUCAUCCCAUGUCAUCCAGUUGGCCCCCCGCUUCAUUCUUUGCAGAGACAUCCAGUUUGUCAAAGUUGAUAAAAAAUAUUUUAAAAAUGUGUUCUUUUGUGGUUGGUGGUUCAAUGUUGAAUCGAAGAAAAAUUGUCCCCUUCAUUGCAUUUGCGACUCAUUUAUUCGAAAUUCAGAAUGCAGAACACGUUGAGCUCCACAGUAGCCAUUUUGCAACUAUCUGUUGCCGUCAGCACCCCAGUGGUCUUUUCCACAAGUAUCAGUACUCUAGGAGUGAGGAUCGAAGCUGUACAGCCUCUUCUCAAAUGGUGUGUAGCUUAUUUGUAUACAAUUUAUACUGAAUGAAAUAAAAAUUAAUUUAUGUUCAUCUUUUGGAAUAACUAAGCAUUGCUUGUCAUUCCUUCUAUAUAAAUAAUUGACAUCGGGCUCAUUUACCACAAUGGCAUAGGUCGUCAGCAAAUAGUCAGAAUAUGGUGUGAAAUGUCUAGAGAAAAACAACUUUUGCCUCAGCUGUGUCAUUGAUGUAAAAAUUUUCACGAUCAAUUUCGAAGCUGGUAGAGUUUGUUUUCAGGCACCUCUAGUGGAUGAAAUAGAUACCUGCAUUCAUGCAGACUUUUGCAUUUGGUGUACUUGAGUACAGUUUCAUUCAUCUGAUAUGGCACAUUUAGUCUUCUUUCUUUCUUACUGAUGGAGGACAUAGAAAAAUAAGUAUCAACACUAUACAGUUCUUCUUUUAAAAUUUUCAGGCUGGAAGACCAGAGUUUAUGCAUAAAACUAUUCACUAAACUGUAGUCCCCAUCUGCAGGAGACAUAUUGAGAGAUGAAACUGACAAUUAUGUAGAAAGCUCAGAGGGUCCUGAAUUUAUAGAAAUGUAAUGACCUGUAUAGAGCAAAACACAGUUCAUGAAGUAACGUGUAUGAUUGUCUCCAGUUGAUAACACCAUUAUCAAUUACAAGUAAUAAAUUGUUAGAAAUCUUUCUGCAAAGUCGGUGUCCAUAUUUUACUUUAUUUAACUCCAUUUCUCUCCAUAAAUUGAUACUGCCCGUCAAUACAAGCUCAUAUGUUAAUGUGUCAUCAAAAUCCAAAUGCUAGUCUCAGGAAAUAUGGUUUCAUUUUCUUCACACUACAAAGUGCGUUUCGCUACCACUGACUUAUCAGUUUGUCCUCGUGAAUGUUCCUCUAGUGUUUUGCCGAAUAGGUGUUAAUAAUUCUUUUUGUGUUUCUGAUACAUACCUGACAACAGAGGCACAGAACUUUAUACACACUACCUGUCGCUAGUGAAUGACGUGCACAUUUCAGAGAUUGUAGGAAUUAAUGUGUUUCCUUGGUGUGCUUGAAUAUUGUUUAACUCCAUACUUUACCAACAGCUCGGAAUUUUUAAUAAGUAAACAGCAGAACUGAAAUACUUCGUUGUGUUAUUAAAUAAUCUACGUGUUUUGCUAUACAGAUACCAUGUAUAUGACAGAGCUUGAAGAAUGUAUGGAUGGAUAACAGGUUGACAAUAAUGGACAGCAGCAAGCAGUGGUGCUUACUUGGUUAAGUAGCCAGUCAUCUGUUGUCUGAUAGCUGGAAAACUAUUGCAAACAGUUACAGUGUUGCGUGAGGAGACAGAUUCACUGUUGAAAAUUCUUGUGCUUUCUGCAGUCCUUACUGAGCUGCAGUAAAUUUGGCACAAACAAAUUUCUUGUUCAAAAUAGAAAGUGUAACUUAUUUUCUGAAUCUACCUCGCAUAUCACAAUGUGGACUAUAGUGUGUUACUUACUUCACAUUUAAUUUGUAUACAAGUAAAUGUACUUCCAUUGCACACCAUUAUAGACAUUCAGAUCAUAUUAGUCCCAUUUUGUUUUGUUGCUGUGAGUGCAGCAAUUAAAAAUUGACUGAAUUUGAAUCUCGGUAUAUUAUAGUGUGUCCCAUCAGCUUUUUAAAUUCAUUUUUUGUGGCAGUAUGUUUCUUAGCAAGAAUGGCAGUUUGCUGUACAGUCAUCUCCGUAGUAAUAAUUUUUAAUUGUAAUUCUUGAGCUUGUUUGGCAUAGAAUUUAGUCAAGUGGCAGCAGGAGAGAAAACACACAAAAUACACUGAAAUGUGCAAGUUUUCAGAGCCAGUGGCCCCACCAUAUGGCAGUUGAGAUUCUGAACCCCUGAUAUAGGGUUCUGGGUGACUUUUAUGUAACUCUCUCUAUGUCCUGAACCUCAAAAAUCCUUUUCAUCACCACUCUCCCUUUCCGUUUAACCCUUAUGCUAGGAGGAGGAGCCACUGGCUCUGAAAGCUUAUGCUUACGCAUUUCAAUAUGUUCUAUAUGUUUGUUCUCCUGUGGCUCCUUAGUGAUUAGAUUUUUUAUCUGCCUGUGUUGUGUUAUAAUGUGGAAUAUAAUUUGUCGGUACUGGCAGCAUUUUAACAGUUUUUGGCACACACUGGGAGCUCCCGUGUACUGGGAACAACUGGAGUAGGUCUGAUGUUACGGUGCGUUUCCUGCUGCCGCUCUCCAGUUUGAGUGUGUUGUGUAGUCCCUUCAGUGCUCGUGCAUAUUUUCUCUUUCUUUCGCAUAUUUGCAGUUAACCUGAAGGAGGAGCUAUGUAACCGUUCUGAAAACAAAAGAUUAUUGUUACGCAACCAAGCCAAAUGUGGGCUUUUUGCGUUUGCAGUAACUCAACCUCUUAGUUGGCUAGGUACAUCUGCAUCAGUGUGCUAUGUGGUGUUCACUGUUGUUUAAACAUAUGGCGUGACAGCAGAAAAUGUGUUCAGGCAAGAGCGAUGGCUAUGUAUAUUGAUGAUGUUAAGUUUGUUGGUAGCCCGAGGAGAGAGUAGACUGGAUUCAAAAUACUGUGGAACUGCUUCCAAGACAUUGAUGUUUGAUGGUGGUGUGUGAAACACAGGUGAGAAGGUACACCAUGGGGGGAAAUGAAUGUCAUUAUUUAGCCCGAAAUAAAAGAAGACUAGUGUUGGAGAAUGCUGUAUCAGAUAUCAACUCGGUGGGAACUUUUUAACAAAAGUACAGAUCCACAGCUGGUAUAAGUUGUUUGUAGGAUGUUAUCUCAUUUUUACAGCUGUCUAUUUUUUUGACACUUAGUUGCAAUUUCAGAAUUGCUCUUGAUCGGGCUCAGUCAUGUUGCAAUCUUUUUAUAGAUAUGUUAGUGAUCAGAAACUUACUCUUCUGGCUGAGUGUAUCCUAUGUACCUCGUAGGCAAAUUAAGUUCCACUACCUUCUUCAGAGACCUCGCCUUAUCUGAAGACUAGUAAGAUUAUUAUUUAGACAGGUUCACUCAGAUUUAAUGGUUGAAUUGUGGGCACUGCAUAGUGCGUCAGAAAAAUUAUCUUUCGGUGUAGUUAUGUGAGGUGAAACUAGAUAUCUUCUGUUUGUUUAUACAAUACUACAAAAACUGAGGAUGAGUGUUCAAACCAAGAUCUGUAAGCACCAUUAUCUGUGGUGAGCACAUCAGAAUCCUCAAAUGCAGGAAAUUACUAAUUUUGUAGUUCGUGUUCAGUUUAGAUAAACCUCGAAUAAUAAUACUGAUAAUGUUUCACUGAUAUACCAUAUCAGAUCACUAUGCUUUGGAAAUCAUUCCUAAAUUCACAGUGUAUAUCACUUCUUGUAAACCCAUUAAGGCAGAGAUUAAUCACUACUCUCUUUUAGUGUCAUCAGGUAUAUAAAUUUUCAUUCAGUAAAAAUAUUUGGUCAUACUGAUCUACACACACACUUCAGUAUAAGUACCAGAGUCAUCAAUAAUCCAAAAUAAUUCUGUAACACUUUUCUUUUUAGAAGACACAACAUCUUGUUUUGUAACGCUAUAUACAGAUGUGUGCUACAUAAGUAUUUCAGUGUACAUGCGUUGUCAAGUAUGGCUCUUUCAAAGCAGUUAACAUCAGACUCUGACAUAGAAGUGUCAUUACAGCAUUAGAUUUUCGUAUAUGAAACAUAAUGUCAUUGUUAAAAACAUAGUCCACAUCAUCCAAGGGAAGCUCCCGGCAUCUUCUUCCUGCACAAGGCCUUGAUUUCUGUGACAUCUGUGUCUGGCACCUCCAACAUUCCGGCCCAGGUGGAAGAUUCCUUCCGUUGCUGCUUAGCUGCUUAUGAAACAUAAGAAACAACAAAUGCACACAUUUGCAGGUUUCAGAACUGAAAUUAACGUGAAUAAAUUCAGGCACACACUUGCCAUUGUUGUUCCUGUGCUAACUGAUAUUGUAAAUAUCCCUGUAUUGUCACACACUAUUUUCAAGCCAUUUGUGUACCCAUAGCAACCUAGCAUAGCAGUUGCUUUAGUCACCAUUUAUUGGAGUUGCAUGGUACACUGUUUCGCUUGUGCUAGUGCCAGAACACAGUUGAUUUCUGUUUCUGUCUUGCUUUUUCACUGAUGUAAAUGUGACUGUGCCACCACAGUAGUCAACAGUUGGUGUUGUUGGGUAGCAAUAAUAAUUUUGUACGCAGUGUAGAAGAUGGCGCACAGUAGGUUGUAGUUCAGUUACAGGGUAUUAUGCAUCGUGAAGUUGGAAUCUAGAGAUGAUGGUUAUUAUUAUUAUUGUAAUUUGUAAUUUAAUAAUUUGUUAAAAGAGGUCAUUCUCACCUGUACGCAGUAGAAUCAUUCAAACUCGAGUUUUUGUUUAGUUGCCUCGCACAAGCAUGUAGUGUGGAAGUCUGUCUCUCAUAAAGAGAGGAAUUAGAAACGUUGUCGCCUUUGUUCUUACGAUGUAGGCACUACUCCUAUCAGCGAGGAGGAAAAUAAUGUGUUUCAACCAUGACAAUAGUGAGUGAGGUGAUUCAUAGCUGGAACUUCCUAAAUAAGUUGCCUUUCAGCUAUUAUGAUCCAGAGCAUAUGUUUUCUAGACUUCUAAAAAGAAAGUAGCUUUUUUUAUCUUGCCAUACUUGAGUAGUAAGUGUCUUGGGAAAUGUGGGCCCCCACAUGUCAGCUCCAUGUGAAGGACUCACAUUUUCGUUUGAAUUUCUUCCCUGCGCCUGUAAAAUAAAGAAAAUAUUGUUUUCGCAAAAGUUUAAUUUUACUCCUGGAUAAAUUUUGUGAACACCGUAUAGCAUUAAUGUAAUUAUGUGUCGCUGUGUUAGCUCGAAACUGAUCUGUGUGCUUUUUAAAAGCCUUUUCUUGCACACGGUCCUUAUGAAAAACGGCCAGGGCCUGAGAAAAACAGUAUUGGGAGAUUUGUGGUGGUGAUUGUUGUUUAUUUAUGCAACAUGUUAGGUGUGUGAAAUGUUGUUCGAUACUGUUUCUUAAAUUUUAUAGUUGGUUCAUACAUUUUAUAAAGGAGACAGUAUUUCCAGCUUGUUGUGUGUGUCAGCGUAAUUGGUUCAAACAUUUUUUAGGUCCAAUUCAAUGGACGCAGGUAUAAAACUACAGCUGUGUUUUCUUUGAGAAUUCUUGCAUACCAAUCUGACAGUGUUCCCUGUACAUGGGCAGAAUUAAAUUUGAACAGUUUUUGAUAAUGUGAAUUUUGAUGAACACAAGUCCAAAUGGUUAUUACAAUGAUUGUCAUUCGUUCCUAACACUCAGUAAGACAUUGUGAAGCUGUUUCUGAAAGUGGAAUUGAAAUAUCUGCAAUAAUAUAUUAACCCUUUCGCUGCUAUAGGUUAUCUCUGAGCAUUCCGUGCUGGGACUGCUUCUGUUACGGUUGUACCGCUUGCCAAAUAUUGGUGCCUGUACUGAGAGAUGGCGUUUCAGCUGAUAAGAAAUAUUGAUCAUCCAAUUUUUCGAAAACUGUUAGAUGGAGAAAAAAAAAAAUAUUUUUGCAUGUGUUGAAGUCUGAUAUCUUCGUGAUAUGGAACUGGAUUUCUUUUCAUUAUGUGCCAUAGUUGUUGUGCUGUAUCAAAUUAAGUAAAACAUCGCGUGAAAUUUUAAAGAUUUUGCAGAGAUAAAAAUUUGUGUUUGGUUGAUUUUUGCUUAUUCAUUAGCAAGAAUGAAAUCUACACAAGAUAUCAAAAUUAUAUUUAAAAUUGAGAGCCAAAGGAUAUAUCACUUCAUUCUCACGUUAUUGGCUUUUAUAUCUGAAGGACAUAAGCACACAUUGUGCCCAGUCACGUCCUUGCACAUAAUGAAUCAUGGGGUUGCAAUAAUUGUCAUAUCUCACAAACGGUGCGAGAUAUCGAAAUGUUUCUUGCAAAUGAUAGCAGGAAAUGAGGCACAUAUGUUGUACGAUAAAUACUCAAAACCUGUUUACUCACUGAAAUAUGGAAGUAAUUUGCCUGCAAUAGUGAGAGGUCAGCAGCUCCGGAUGCAUUCAGAAGUCUGUAGCAAUGUAGGAAAAUCAGAGCAGCGCGCCUGUAUUUGUCCACGACACCUGUGAAUGGCGCAGCAAAAUUCGUAUACGUGCCCACAGCAGCGAAAGGGUUAGCAGCAGCACUGGGCACUAGCUUCACAUAUUUUAUGUUGUGUAGCAAUAGCCAGAGGAGCCCAUAGCCUUUCAUUAAAAGAAAAAUUUUCUUGCACGAGUCCUAAGUUCAUAUUAACUGUAUUCAUGAAUUCCGGUGACAAUAAAAUGAGAAUUUCUGCUGUUGUGCGUUUAAUUAUAAUACAUAACAAGAGAGAUGGGAACAAAAUUUAAAUCUAUAUGAAGUUUCUGAAUAUUGAAAUAAUUUAUACUGUUGUGGUUAAAGAAAAUAUUGUAAUUUUAUAUGUAUAUCAUUGUUUUGUAUAUAAUGCUAGUAAAACUGUUUGUCAAAAAUCAGUAUUAUAACAUAUUGUUCUGCUGUAGUGCAGCUGGUGUAAGUAUAUUGUGUCUCGUAUAUGAAUGGUGACUGUUAUAUUAUUUUAACAGGUGUAACUAUGGAGGAAAACAAAAUGGUUUACAUUGUGUUUGGUAGCUGCCAUAUUUUGUGAUUUAUGAGCAGAACAGAUUGAUAUUUGUGUCUCAGCAUCUACUUAAGUGUAAAGUAUUGGUGGAUUCAGUGGCUCUUUUGAAACGUAACGCUUAACAAUGUAGCAGUUGGUUGCUCAGUCGAGCAUAGUCUGCAGAUCUGAUGCCAGUCUGUUCACUUGGGUUACAGAGAUACAAGAUAUUGCCUUUUGUGAUAGGGCACAUGUGAAUUUCCUGGAAUAUUUUGUAUGUUUUUAUCAGUAAAUAGAUGGUUCCCUGUGUUUGUAUUGUGACAAUAGUUGUACAAGACAGGCAGAGAGAACAAUUAAGUUGCAUGGGAGAUAACAGUUGCAUAGGAACCCACAUGCCACUGAGGGAGAUUGAUGGACACGGUCUGCCUCGGUGAUUGCAAAGGUGAUGAGAGGAAGCGACAUCUUGUGGAAGGGUGCCUCUGUAAUUCGUGCUUAAAAAGUUGCUGUGAUGCUUUUCCGUGGUUAUGACCACUUGCAGGGAAAAAUUGUGCUUCUCAAAGGACCUUUCUACAGUAACCUUUCAAGCAGUAGUAUAUUGAAUAAAACAACAGCGUGAAAUGUAUAGUUACUAAUGUUGCUGCACCAUUUUUGAAGGUUUUGUGUUGCAAAAUACCUUAUUGAAAGAGUUGGCAUCCUUUGUUGGAUCUUGAGCCUUUCAUUUGUUGCUCUGAUAUUUAUGCUUCACAUAUUUACUGAGUCCACUCCCUUGGGGAUUUGAAUCUGUCAAUCAUUGUUGUCAGAAGUGGCCUAUGAGCUCCACAGCUGGGACACUGAAAGAAAUAAUGUAACUAACUUCACUACUGGUAUGUAGUCUCUUCUGGCUUUUCACUGACUGUAAAAAAAAAAAAUGUCCUCUUUAGAAUACGAUGUGUACAUAAACUCUGGUAAAGCACUAAGGAGUUAAAGCACUAAGGAGUUUGUUUUGAAAAAGCUCCUAACACUAACUGCAUCUCGAGUGUGAAAUGCCAUCACCAGUAUAUUUGGGCAAGCAUUGGAGAAUUCUGCUCGAGCUCACAUUUUACGACUUUGUAGCUGUGUGCUGAGUAGUGAAAAUGCAGAAGUACGCAGCUAUUACAGAUAGCUGUGAAGCACCUUGUAAAUAUUUGAGAGAGCUGAAGUCCAAUUGAAAAUCAGCACAGCUGUACUAAACAUAUGAAUUAGAAAAAUUUGUGCAAAAAUUGAGCUUCUCUGGGCAAGUUGAAUGUCCAAAUAACUAUGGGGAACAUCUUUGAAAACAAUGAUAUUUUGGAGAAAUUGCCAGCUCCAAUCUCAUAAAUUAUUGGAGCAGAAAAAAAAUCCUUUUACUAUGGAAUUUGUUUAAAACGUAUUUUAAAAUUAUUUCUUCAGUACACCUACUUUCAAAAGAUAUCUGUAUGAGCGUAUUGAUGUCCAAAACGUCAAACAUUCUAACCCAAUGAACAAUCAUUCAUUCCUGCAUCAAGUCAAAUGGGCUUUACAGCCACUAUAUAACAUCUUAAAAACUUAGUAUGGCUGGCUCUUCCAGCAUUCAACUGAAGCAUGGCGCACUUGAGCUUCCUCAAAUCUUCAGUUUACUAACACAGAAUGCCACAAGUUGAAUCUGCACAGAACAAGUGCAAUACAAAAAUUUACGCAAUGAACUUUGUCAGUUAGUACAAUUAAUAUUUUUUUAAGGUGGUACCAGAUAUUAAGUACACAAGAUACAAUUGAAUCUCAUUUUUUAUGACUGAAAGUAUUUGCAAGUAAUGCAGAAUUGGGAUGUGUUUUAAUUUUGUGAACAUAUUUUUGUUUUUCCAUUAGGACAUAAAGGGAUUUUACAAUUAAUGUCUAAUGUAACUUCAGGAAUUUUACUAGACUUUUAAUUCCUAGUCAUUGUUUGUGAUUUUUUUAAAAUUUUAUUCCUUUAAUUUUGUCCAAAUACAUUGGAAUUUGCUCGUGUUGAAAUUGUCAGUAUUCUUAUAUAUAUAGAAUUGUGUGUCUUUUGUGCUGUUAUGGCUACUUCUAAUCUUACAUUUGAUAUUAAUUGGAAAAAUUUAUUUUUGUAAAGUAUUGUAAAAAUAUAUGAAGUAAAUUUUGCUGUGUUACUGAUUUAUUUUUCUGUGUUUGUAUACAAAAACAUUCGUUAUUUAAAAGUAAGUGUCAUAAGUAAAACGAGUUUUGCAGUGUGUGCUGAGAUUUGUAUUUGGAAAUGAACUUAUUUUUGAAUAAGUGUGUGGACAGUACUUGUAUUUUAAUUCUGGAAAUAAAUUUCUGCCUGAUUUAA